AGGAGGCAGAAAAACUUAUCCAUCAUUCUGUAACCUGCCAGAAUAAAGUCAACUUGAAAACAAAGUUGCAAUUGCAGUUGUAUGGCAUCUUAAAACGCGACAUUAUUCCAGCGUCUGCGCUCCACAUGCAGUGGUACGAGUCGCCGCUGCUGGAGUAGCACUUCCGUUAGUGCACGCUACCGGCCGAUGGGCAGCGGUUGGUAAUAUUAGCUUGCGCACCACCGGGCUGCAGCAACGUGGGAGUUUCGAUUUGUUUUUUUUUUAAUUAUGACAGUCACUACCGGACAGAUAUCCAGCCGAUUAUCCUGGCUUUGAGCCGAUUGUAAGCACGUCGCUAAAAUUAGCCGCUGUUAUGUCUCAAUGCAUGUCAGGCUAAUGGCAGAGCGCACUAUUCAAAUAUUAUAACGGUUGACCUGUGGACCACCCCGAGCUAUUCCGCUGCGCUGGAGUAGGCAUUGCGCAGCUCCAGUGGCUCCGAUCACAACUACCAGGCCAGCUUGUUUACAUCCGUGCCAGUAUUGCCAAUAUACUGUACGAGCUGUGCACACUGGGAAAAUAUCAAAUUUGACAGUUUAUCCUGCCGUUACGGAUGAGAAGCUGGCCCGGGAUCAUCGUUGUUAACGUGGGCCAAUUAUCUGAUGCUGAAUGCCGAGACAAGUUGUGCGUCGCAGGACGUCAGUUAUGCAACGGUACGCCCAGUUCCUUGCUAACCAUCCGUUCGUUGUGUUGUCAGCGAUAUUUGCCGGCAAUAUUAUUGUUUUACUGGUGGUUAUUUGCACAGACAACAUCCCAUCGUUCGACGAUCCUCAAGCGGGAUUCGUUGCGCGCGGAACUGCGAUCGGUCAACGGAUGUUGGCUUUUGAGAAUCUGCUUUCUGAGCUGCUACUGGAGGACAAGACUUCAGAUAAUGUUAUUGGCAAUAGUCGUAUUCCGGCGGCUGUGCAUUCCCACAGCGGAGGUCAAGAGAUCAUCGCGGGAUAUCGCCGAAAUAAUACUAUUGAGAGCCACCCAGCGGUGACACCAGACGAUGAUGAUGAUGAUGGCCAAUUGGCCAGCCGGAACAGACGCAGCACCAUUACGUCUGAUAUGUCUCCAGUUGAUGCUGGGUUUUUUUGCUCAAAUCCAGAAAGGAAUCGCGCACGGCUGGUUAUUUGCACCACAUCUGGAGAUAAUCUAAUCAACGAAGGAAAAUUACGUGCAAUUUGCGAGCUGGAUAGGACUAUUCGCGGCUUGCCGGAAUUCCUUUCGCUGGCGGAGCGCGAUGCUAAUCAAAAGUAUUGUCCUAGUUGGACGCUGACGAACUAUCUGAUGGCCCUCACCAACCGGAAAUCAUGCCACCACUUAUCACACAACGACGUCAGCGAGUUGCGCAACAUGAGCGCGGUGUGUGUGCCCUUCUACCGCGCGGGUCAACUGCACCGGCAUUGCUGGGACGGUCACAACCUGUGUCCAGAUGUGCCGGACAUGUGCUGCCGCGAGAAUUGGUUCUAUCAUGUACUGCAUUACAUCACAGAUGACGACGCGCGUAUGAGCAAUUUUACCCGCUCCCAGUGUUCCUUGAUGCUGCUUCCGGUAUGGAGCGGGCAGGUGGCGUUGCCAUUGUACAAGGCCCUCCACCAGCACAAUCUGACAGUGGAAGGAGCGGGCGUGGUGGGCAUCGAAAUGGGCUUGAAGGAUUCCUACCUCGAUGUUCGAUUGUGGGAAGAUAGUGUGCUGAUGUUGUUGGCACUGGGAGCGGUUCUGAUUAUAUUGUGGAUUUACGUGGCUUCCCUGUUUGUGACGAUUAUGAAUGCUCUGGCUGUGUUCUUUCCGAUAUUGCUAUCCUAUUCGCUCUACAGUUUUAUAUUUCGGUUGACUUUCUUUCCGUUCAUGAACCUUCUAACGUGCGUUAUCAUGAUAGCAGUCGGAGCGGAUGCGCUGGUGAUUUAUGCAAGACUAUGGACACUGGCAAAAUCUGAGAAAAACGAUGGAAAAUUUGAGAAAGUGGUGUACGAAACGAUGCGGCAUGGAUUCCAAACCAUUAUGAUCAGCAGUCUGACUGCGGCCAGUGCGCUUUUCGCCGACGCUGCUAAUCCCAUCGUAGCGAUUCGGUGUUUCAGUAUUUUUUCUGGACUGACCGUUCUGGUCCACUAUAUUUUUGUUGUUACGUGGCUGCCGGCCACGGUCAUCGUUGCCGACAAAUGGGGCUCAAGCUUGUACAGUUGUCGUCAGGUUUUUCUGCAAAAAUUCUGUGAUAGUAAAGUGCCUUUAUGCCAGUGGCUGUUUCAUUGCCACUACAUUGUGCUACCUUUUCGUCAGUUCGCAGAAUAUUUUCGAAUAUUUUUCGAGAAACUAUUACCUUGCAUCAUUAUUCGGUUGAAAUGGAUUUGGAUUGCUCUGUUUGUUGUUAUGACGGCUGCUGCGUGCAUCAACGUAUUCUAUUUUCCACGGUUACAGUUGUCAACUAGCCGGUGGCUACAUUUGUGGGAUAAACGCCAUCCUUUCGAACAGUAUGGUAUGCUGAAGGAAAGGUUUGACUUCGAAAGGGAGAUCACGGAUAUCCAGCGCAGGUUGCCCAUAAGAUUUGUCUGGGGAGUCAUACCUGGCAACACAGCGGCCAUGCUGGAUCCGUAUGAUAAAGGACUCCUGGAAUAUGACCACGAAGUUGAUUUCCUUUCGGAAGAAAGCCAGUCAUGGAUGCUGCAAUUCUGUGAUGGUCUUAAACAGCAGCCAUUUGUGUCCCAGAAUACCGAUUCUUUUUGCUAUAUGGCGGCAUUCAAGCGAUGGCUGGAGAAUGUGGAAUGCUCCAUUGCUCCGAUUUGCUGCGGAAAUCUGUCAUUUCCGCUGAAUCCGCUCACGUUCCAUCAGUGUUCCCAGAUUUUCCACCGCACGUUUCUCCAUGACAGCACCGGGACCAAACUCUCCCAUGGACCAAAUUUCGAUUCUCAGGGACGUUUUCAGUCGCUGAUAGUCGCCACCGAAAGCGCACAAUCGUUCUCCUACAUCUAUCAGGAGAUAAAAACAUUUUACGACAGUGUCGACAGUUGGUUCCAGUCACAGUUAUCCUCCGCACCGGUCGGUCUUAAGAACGGAUGGUUUACCAGUGAACUGGAAUAUUUUGACCUUCAAGAUUCCUUAAUUAGCGGGACCACUAGCGCAUUGGUUAUCGCGUUUAUUGUUGCUCUCCUCGUGAUGUUUCUCACAACGUUAAAUGUCUGCGUCAGCAUUCUGGCCAUUGUGACCAUCGCAUGCAUUAUGGUGACCAGCGUAGCUGUGCUUGUUGUGAUGGAGUGGAAACUGAAUGUCCUAGAGUCGACUAUUAUCACGCUGGGGAUUGGUUUAUCUGUAGACUUUACGUUACACUAUUCCGUGGCUUACUGUUGCAGUGAAGCCGACGAACGCGAAUUAAAGACCAACCACCUUAUCACGGAGAUGGCCAGUCCGGUGACUGUGUCGGCUUUGACGACCUUUCUAGCCGGUGCCUUCAUGGCGCCUUCAGACAUACUCAUCUACCGACAGAUUGGCCUCUUUAUCAUGAUCGUUAUCAGUAUUAGCUGGGUGUAUUCCACUGUCUUCUUCUCAGCACUGUUGGCUGCCAUCGGACCCCAAGCGGACUUCCUGCAGCUGCACUAUCCGUCCUGCCCGCUCCUGUGCUGCCGUACGGAUCCCUCUAAACUGGUGGAGAAAUCCCUGCAGUCCUCCAUUGAAUUUACCACCCACAUGAUCUCGCCCCGCUCAGAGAACGAUCUGCCGCGGCGGGCCGUCCAUGUUCCACCGCUGCCGCAGCCGUUGUCGGUCGCCUCGGUCACAUCGGUGGCCGAGACGCCGGAACCGGCGCCCAAAGUCCUGUUGACCCUGCAUGUUGAUCCACAGGAGGCCGAGGAGGAUCUGGAUUCCGUCGGGGAGUUGGGCUCGCUGCCCACCUCGCGGGGACCAUCGCGUGGCGCAUCGUUAGUACGGAAGCACAGUCGUGGAUUGUUUUCCUGGGAUUAUGUCAUGCAGAAACUGCCGCUGACCCGGCACUUCUCCGUGACCAACAGUAGUGUCAUGUACAUUGAUGCCGAUGUGCGGAGUAAUGUCUCCGAUAAUAAUCCUGAUAUGCCCGCUGUGAUGCCCAACCUACGACCGGAUGUCCCGGAAGUCUGGGUUAGAAGGACUGAUUGAGUGUUUAAGUUAUUACUCCAAAUUUGACCAGUUGUUUUUUUACAUGAACAUACGGUGUUGUGGACCGGAUUGGCGUAUUGCGUUAUCACUACCUUUCGCAACUGUUUGUAUUAAUUAGGUCACAACUUUAACAUAAUAAUGGCUGUUUUAGUUGGUUUUGAUGAACACUUUUACUUUGUACAUUACAGUACAUACAACUAAAAUUAUUUCCAUUCUGUUGCGAAAUUUAGUUAGAUGAAAUACGGGAGUGUUGCGACCCUUUUUGUUUCUUUGAUAUGCUAAUAAAAUCAAAGCGUUGA
Molecule: messenger RNA, 4442 nt
Organism: Paramacrobiotus metropolitanus
Lineage: Eukaryota; Metazoa; Tardigrada; Eutardigrada; Parachela; Macrobiotidae
Product: protein dispatched homolog 1-like
Exons: 8
Coding region: 646-4143 (1165 amino acids)
Cellular component (GO): membrane
Source: RefSeq, a predicted model, not a curated record